Molecule: messenger RNA, 1287 nt
Organism: Melitaea cinxia (Glanville fritillary)
Lineage: Eukaryota; Metazoa; Arthropoda; Insecta; Lepidoptera; Nymphalidae
Product: tektin-1
Exons: 1
Coding region: 1-1287 (428 amino acids)
Biological process (GO): cilium movement involved in cell motility; cilium assembly
Cellular component (GO): microtubule cytoskeleton; nucleus
Source: RefSeq, a predicted model, not a curated record
AUGGGUGAAGCUCAAUUUGGUGUACGUAACGUGAUUGGAGCACCGGUAGCAACAGCGAGAUUAGCAGAGCAGGCUAUUGUUUGUAUACCACCUAGAUCUGCUAAGUUUACUCUAGCUGAAUGGCGAAUGAGCAACGAACAAAGAUGUCGAAAUACAGAAGACCAGCAACAAUUGGCAGAUCGGGUUUUGGGAGAAUCAGAGAGAAUCCGAGAUGAAACGGCCGAAAGGGCUGUGAUCAUGAAAGCCACGUCUGACCGGCGAAUAGAAGAAAGAAUAGGCGAUAUAGAAUUCAAUAAGAAAGAACUACAAUUACAAAGAAAAGAAAUAUGUUUAGAACUUGAAGCCUUAGGUGUUUAUAAAACCCGGUUGCAAGAUUGCCUAGCAUCGCUGCAAACGAAUGCGUUGAAUAUUUGUCGAAAGUGCUUAAUGCUUAGAGAUGGACGCAUUGGUAUUGAUCUGGUUGUGGAUGAGGUUGAACAUGCAUUGCAGCAGGAAAUUACUACGAUACUUGGAGGGCAAAGUCUAUUAAAACGGGCCUUGGAACAAUUGAACGAGCAAAUGCGACGUCUUCGUUCCACUCGGUACCUUCUUGAUCGCGAUCUUCAAUAUAAGCAAGCAGCUAUUGACUUAGAUAAAGGAUCAUUAUCUCUUAAACCGACUGACCUUUGUCUGUCUGUAUACGAAGGCUAUACAAAUCUUGAUCCAGCAAAUAUUUCCGCUGACGAGUAUAAUGCUUAUUCAGCUAAAAAUAUCCAGUCUGCAGCUAGAGAAGUGACUAGUGCCCGACCUAUACGGGUAUUUAUAGAUACUCUGCUUAAACAAGUUAUUGACGAUCUUUGGAGCGCAUAUAAUAAAUGCAACCACGAGUUCAAAGAACGUAUUGAAGAUACAAAGCGAACUAAAGCAAAGCUAGAAGAUAUGCAUCGCGAAACAACUCAAAAGAUAGCUGAUAUGCAAAAUAAUAUACUGGAAUUACAGAAGGCUUUGUCAGCUAAAGAAGGGAACGUUGGAUUAGCGCACACGAGGCUUGGCAGACGAGCUCAACGUGUGGGCGCAGAAUUGGUUAAAGAUCCUCCUGGACAGGCCUUGUACUAUGAAUGUGAAAUGCUACGUCACAGCACUGAGCAGUUACAGCAGAUGUUGCAUGAAGCUAAUGCUGCGUUACGAUACUUGCUCCAAACCCAAAUUCAAUUAGAAGAGGACAUUAAUGUUAAAAUGAAUACACUGAAAAUAGAUGAAGUAGAUUGUAUGACAUUGCGCACCACUAUGGACUAUCAUGCAUACUAA